CGUCAUCAUGCCCAAACAGGUUCUGGACAUUAAGAAUUUCCUUGAAAUCACCCGCAGAAAGGACGCCAAGUCUGCUCGCGUUAAGAAGAACGGUGACAAGUACAAGUUCAAGGUCAGAUGCUCUCGCUACCUCUACACCCUUGUCGUCAACGACAAGCAGAAGGCCCUGAAGCUUAGACAGUCCCUCCCCCCCGCUCUCAGCGUCCAGGAGAUCUAAAGGUCUUGGAUUCUAGUUUGGAUGUCUAAUCUGGAUGUCUAGCAUGUUCAUUUACUCCAAUAAAUGUGUCAUGGCAUGAACCAUUGAAAAUU
Phycomyces blakesleeanus NRRL 1555(-) is the source of this 309-nucleotide messenger RNA. RefSeq lists its product as hypothetical. The coding region runs from base 8 to 217 and encodes 69 amino acids. The transcript is spliced from 3 exons. Gene Ontology annotation, cellular component: ribosome; cytosolic large ribosomal subunit. The record is from RefSeq and is a predicted model, not a curated record. Gene Ontology annotation, molecular function: structural constituent of ribosome. Gene Ontology annotation, biological process: protein-RNA complex assembly; translation. Lineage: Eukaryota; Fungi; Mucoromycota; Mucoromycetes; Mucorales; Phycomycetaceae.